CACUGUCCCCCCGUCUUUUCCGACGGCUAUCAUUGCGAAUUCGCGGGGCUAGCCCGCAAGAGUCAUCGAGCGCUUUGUCUAACACUUCCUAGGACUAGCGUGGGGGCGAGCACCCCAGCUCAAAAGACGCUGGUCCUCACCGUACAAACGCGGGCACGCAACGUGUACACGACACCCUCAAUCUAGUUCUGUGUGCCUGCGAUCUUCCUUGUGGACCUGCACCUGCACGCUGCAUACGAAACCCCCAAUUUGAUCAUGGCUGACGCAACUCCGGCGUCGUCCGAAUUCGAGCUCGAAGACCGUGGCGAGGAACUUGCGCAGCAAUUGCCGCCUGUGGAUGGCGGGAAAGAUGCAUGGCUAUUUCUAGCUGCCUCGUUCGUGAUUGAGGCCCUGGUCUGGGGUUUCCCCUUCUCAUUCGGCGUUUUCCAGGACUACUAUUCAACUCAUGAGCCGUUUGCGGGGAGUGGCAAUAUUGCCGUAAUCGGCACAUGCGCGAUGGGCAUCAUGUAUCUGGAUCUGGUCAUGGUCUUCUCGCUACUGAAAAUGUGGCCGAGUUAUCAGCGCUGGGCAACAUCCUGCGGAUUGUUCGUUAUGUGUCUCGCAUUAGCACUGAGCUCGCUGUCGAAUAACACAGGGGAGCUCAUCGUCUCACAAGGCGUCAUCUAUGCCAUUGGUGGCAGCUUCACCUAUUCGCCAUGCAUUUUGUACAUGGACGAGUGGUUCCAUAAGCGCAAGGGCCUCGCGUAUGGAAUCAUGUGGGCAGGCACUGGCCUUGCGGGCGUCAUCCUUCCUCUUGUCAUGGAAUGGAUGCUGCGCGAUUACGGCUUCCGCACGACCCUCCGCGUGUGGGCAAUUUGCCUCUUCGUACUUACCGCGCCUCUGCUCUACUUCGUCAAGCCCAGAAUCCCGAUCGCCCCAAAGCAACGAGCGCGCAAGAUCGAUUUCUCGUUCCUCAAGACGUCGACCUUCACGAUUCAUCAGGCGUGCAACACGAUCGAGGCCCUCGGGUUCUUCCUCCCCUCAAUCUACCUGCCCACCUAUGCGCGUAGCAUUGGGGCGUCGGGCACGCUGAGUGCACUGACCGUCAUCCUCUUCAACGUGGCUUCGGUUUUUGGCUGCGUCGCCAUGGGGUCCAUCGUCGACAAGUGGCAUGUGACCACAUGCAUCCUCAUCUCGACCAUCGGAACUACCAUCUCUGUCUUCAUCGUCUGGGGCUUCUCCAUGUCCCUUGCACCUCUCUACGUCUUUUGUCUCAUCUAUGGCUUCUUCGCUGGCAGCUUCACGAGCGCAUGGCCCGGCAUCAUGCGCGAUGUGACGAAGAAGAGACAGACGGCUGAUCCCAGCAUUGUGUUUGCUUGCCUGGCUGCCGGAAGAGGCAUCGGCAACGUGGCGAGCGGACCACUAAGCGAGGUGUUAAUCCGAGGUCUGCCAUGGAAGGAUAGCGUGGGCUUUGCGUACGGAAGCGGAUAUGGAACGUUGAUUGUGUUCACGGGGGUUACAGCCCUCCUGGGUGGCUCAAGUAUUCUGGGGAAACGGGUGGGCUGGGUGUAGAGCAUACUGCCACUAUGCUGUACUAACAAGUUUUCGGGAGGCGAUGGUUCAUGUGGCCCAAAUUAGACUGCAUCAGCUCACGCUGUGAAUAUAGACUUGACGAAAGUUUUUCUACGCCUUACAACUUGCACUACUGGCUAUGCGCUACUUUUUGGGACACUUGCGCGGCGAAAUGCAGCUCUGUAGCAAUUCUGUAGAUCUCG
Molecule: messenger RNA, 1754 nt
Organism: Paraphaeosphaeria sporulosa
Lineage: Eukaryota; Fungi; Ascomycota; Dothideomycetes; Pleosporales; Didymosphaeriaceae
Product: MFS general substrate transporter
Exons: 3
Coding region: 256-1551 (431 amino acids)
Biological process (GO): transmembrane transport
Cellular component (GO): fungal-type vacuole membrane
Molecular function (GO): transmembrane transporter activity
Source: RefSeq, a predicted model, not a curated record